AUGGAAGAUUCACAAGUGUCUCUCUCACGACGACGUGAUCUAGAUCAUGCUGUUCCUUAUGAUCUCAUCGUUGAGAUACUCUCUCGACUACCAUCAAAACCACUCAUGCGAUUCCAAUCCGUGUCAAAGCUAUGGUUCUCAACCAUCCGCAGCAAAAACUUCGUUGACACGUUUGUGACUAGGUCAAAGACUAGGUCUCGUCUCCUUUUACCUUUCAUGCAAUUUGAAUCCAGAAAACGUUUCAUCUUAUCCGCUCCUGAACACAAGGAGGAUGACAAGUCCUCAUCCACAGUCACUUUCAGACACGACAUGGCGAUCUCGGAUCCCGUCCACUACAAAAUGUCUCGCCCCGUAAACGGUCUGAUUUGUUGCGUACGUGACUCAUCGAUCACCGUUUGUAAUCCGACCACUAGACAACUAGUGAAACUGCCAGAUGUUACAUGCAACGGAAGACACAUACAUGCACGUCUCGGCUAUGAUCCAGUGGAAGAUCAAUACAAAGUGUUGUGUUCGAUAAUGACGCAAUCGAGUUCAUUCUGCGAUCUCCGACAGGAGCAUUUAGUUUGCACAGUGACAUCAUCUGAGAAACAAGAGUGGAGAAAGAUUGCGAACACCACCAUAAAUGGCUAUCGUAGCCUCAUCAGCGGAGGGAUAUGUAUCGAUGGUGCUAUAUACUACGAAGCUAGAAAGUUAAUGAUUGUUAGAUUUGAUGUUAGAACUGAGAAUAUUAAGUUAAUUAAAGCACCUGAAGAGUCAGUCUUCUUGAGAAAAUUCCCUUCCACUCUUUUAAAUUACAAUGGAAAAUUGGGAACUGUAGAUUAUCCUGAUAAAAGCGUUAUGAGAUUGUGGAUUCUAGAGGAUGCUGAGAAGCAACAAUGGUCGAGCAUGACGUGUGUCUUACCUUUGGAACUGGAAUGUCUACUUGGGAGUUACGUAGUGUCUAAAGGAGAUGUUCAUAACGGCGAGAUUAUGGUGUUUCAUCCAUCGUCAUGGUCAUAUAAGCCAUUUUGUGUUUGGUAUUAUGAUUUAAAGAAAGAGAGUACAACAAGAAAAGUCGAGGUAGUGGUGGAUCGUGAGUUCAAACGUAUCCAUGGGAUCGGUGAGCGAACAUGGCAGAUGUUAUGUUAUCCAGGUUACUUUGAGAAUAUUAGGUUCUUGUGA
This is a messenger RNA of Eruca vesicaria subsp. sativa (arugula), 1161 nucleotides long. NCBI's taxonomy places the organism in Eukaryota, Viridiplantae, Streptophyta, Magnoliopsida, Brassicales, Brassicaceae. The record is from the annotation of a GenBank genome assembly.